Messenger RNA from Quercus lobata, 1131 nucleotides. RefSeq lists its product as uncharacterized. The transcript has 2 exons. NCBI's taxonomy places the organism in Eukaryota, Viridiplantae, Streptophyta, Magnoliopsida, Fagales, Fagaceae. Bases 1 to 1131 code for a protein of 376 amino acids. The record is from RefSeq and is a predicted model, not a curated record.
AUGCCAGCAGUUUGCUGUGGUCUUAAGAGUUCAUGGGACUGCAAAUCCCAGGUACAAUCAGAUGUGUUUGAUCCAAAGGCCAAUGGUAAUCUAAGCUCUAUGACAAUAAAGAGAGAAAGGUUAGGGCGCUCAAGAUGCACAUCAAAUUUCAAAGAUAUUGUGAGAGAUACAGAGAAGCCACUAGGCUGCAGUACAAAAUCACUAGGGAGCAGUGAAUUUUGCAGUAAGGGCAAAGAUAAUGAAAAGGAUGGCCCAAUGUUUUUGGGCAAAGUAAGCCCAGAGACCACUGAGAAUAGAGGCCACAAUUUGGUACACCAUUAUAGGCCCAUUGAAACCCAUGGUGGCUCUAUUAUUUUUUAUGGUGGUGGUACCAGUGAUAUUCCAUCAAGGACAUCUAUUGAGACAGAUUGUUAUUGUUAUUCAAAUUUAAUUUGCCCGAUAUGUGGUAAGAAGCUUAGAAAAUUGGAUGCUAUUCAAGCACAACAUCUCUCCAAGCCUUCAGUAAUUGAACUUGGUGAAAGAGACUCAUCUAGGAAGAUAGUAGAAAUGAUUUGCCAAAAGAGUUGGUUAAAGUCUGAGAACAGUUGCAGGAGGAUAGAGAGGGUCUUGAAGGUCAACAACACAAAAAAAACCAUUGCUUUGUUUGAAGAAUAUAGAGAAAAGGUGAAGAAUGAAGCUAGCAAACAAAUCAAAACGCAUCCACGCUGCCUGGUUGAUGGUAAUGAGCUUUUGAGGUUCUAUGGCACAACUUUUGUGUGCUCUCUUGGCAUGAAUGGCUCUUCUAGCUUGUGCACUUUGGAUAAUUGUGGUGUAUGUCAAGUUUUAAGGCAUGGAUACUUCACCAAGAAGGAAUUCAACGGUGGGUUAGGAGUUUUUACCACUUCCACAAGUAAAAGCGCAUUCCAAUCUAUUGAAUUAUAUGAAGAAGAGCAGUCUCUUGGAAAGGCUUUAAUACUGUGCAGAGUAGUGGCUGGAAGUGUUCACAGACUUUUGGAAAGAACUCAAGAAUUAUCUAGUCCAGAGUUCGAUUCAUUGGAUGGGACAAUGGGUCAUCAUUCGAAUAUUGAGGAGCUUUAUGUAUUAAAUCCCAUAGCUAUCCUCCCUUGCUUUGUGGUAAUCUACAAACCCUGA